This is a messenger RNA of Hevea brasiliensis (rubber tree), 1454 nucleotides long. Its product is annotated as dirigent protein 9. The transcript has a single exon. The coding region runs from base 138 to 1286 and encodes 382 amino acids. The record is from RefSeq and is a predicted model, not a curated record. NCBI's taxonomy places the organism in Eukaryota, Viridiplantae, Streptophyta, Magnoliopsida, Malpighiales, Euphorbiaceae.
CUUCUGCAUGCAUCUCGUCUCCUCCAACUAUAUAUUAACCCAGAUAGAGCACUUUCCUUCUGCAUCAAACUGGCACUUCCAAAAUCUUGUACAUUUCUUUCAGCAAUACUUUCCAUUUGAACGAAUCUCAAACCAAAAUGGCAAAACCUCUCUCUGCAAUCACUAGAGCACUCAAAGCCAACUUCUACUUGCUCCUUUUAGCUAUGACUAUCUCUUGUAACUGCUCAGCAAGAAUCCUUGAUGAGGUGGAACCACAAGAUCCUAUCAUUGUGGACCCACCUGCCACAUCAACUUUCCCUCCAACUACUACAUUACCAAGUGGCCAAGCUCCGGCCAUUGUCGCCCACACUUCCACUGGCGAUGAUGAGGUUGACCCACCACUUCCUGAAGCUGAAGUCCCCACAACUGUGGCAGCACCGGAUACUGAUGUUGAAGCACCAGAAAUUGAUGCUGCACCCAUAACUCCUCCUGUCACGGUGGCAGCGCCAAUUCCGGUUCCCACUACCGUCGCUACAAGUGGCACAGGGGCAAAUCCUGUUGGCUCACAAACCACUAGCACUACGGCUGCUACCACAGCCACUGCUGCUCCAUUGUCGUUCUUCAUGCAUGACAUUUUGGGAGGAACACACCCAUCAGUCAGGGUGGUCAACGGAAUCAUUGCCCGGACCGACAUCAAUGGCAUUCCAUUCUCAGUACCCAACAACAAUUUCUUCCCACUUCAAGGUGGGACUCCAUUACCCAACGUUAACAACAUUAACAACCUCAUAAACCCAAACACCGCCCCAUUGAUCACAGGCCUAAACCCGGGCCAAGCCAACACUGUACUUCAAAACAGUGGCAACAACAACGACGUUGUUAACGGCAACAACCAACCUUUUGUCACCGCCGGCCAGAUCCCGGCGGGGUCCACGCUGCAGAAAAUCAUGUUUGGGUCGAUCACGGUCAUCGAUGACGAGUUAACAGAAGGGCAUGAGUUGGGAUCUGCUGUACUAGGCAGGGCACAGGGUUUCUACUUGGCUAGCUUCCUGGAUGGUACCAGCCAUACCAUGGCAUUGACGAUUUUAUUGCACGGAGAGGAUAAGCAUGGAGUUGCUGAAGAUACUAUUAGUUUCUUUGGGGUACACAGGACUGCAUCGCCGGAGUCACAGAUUGCGGUGAUAGGUGGCACCGGAAAGUAUGAGAAUACAAAAGGGUAUGCCACCGUUGAGACUCUUCCUCAGUUGGAUCAGCACACGACGGACGGUGUGGACACGAUGAUGCAUUUCACUGUUUACCUGUCUGAGUAAAUUGUAUGCAUAUGCAUGCAUGUCAGUGUAUGGUUCUUAAUUUGGUUGAGUUGAUUAAUUAUUAUAGAUUAUGGUUCUGUUAUUGGCAAUUUCAGUGACCAUUUGAUGUAUCUUUGAAGAUAAAAUUAAGGAACAAGAAAUGAGAAAUGCUCCUGUGGAUUACAAGUA